AUGUAUUUCAUAUGUAUUUCUGGUCUUGUGGAGCAAUCAGGAAUCAAUGACAGAGAUAUUGUGCUGAAUCUCUGUGAGAAACAUCUGGCGAUCAAACCACAGGUCAUUAAAACACGUCGUAUUGGCAGCUCAAGGCUAUGUGUUACCUUGUCCGGACCAUCGGCAGUAGAUGAUUUAAUAUUCUCUUCCAGGAUCCUACGUUCAAAGCCUGAUACGAGGAAUAUUUUUAUAAACUUUGAUUUGUCAAAAAGACAGGCAGAACAAGCUUACAUCAAGCGCCAGGCACGACGCCUUGCCAAAUCAGCCGGUGACAAAUCUAAAGCGGAGGAGACUGAUAAAGGACAGCCCUUUCGUUAA
Messenger RNA from Helobdella robusta, 357 nucleotides. RefSeq lists its product as hypothetical. Lineage: Eukaryota; Metazoa; Annelida; Clitellata; Rhynchobdellida; Glossiphoniidae. The coding region runs from base 1 to 357 and encodes 118 amino acids. The record is from RefSeq and is a predicted model, not a curated record. The transcript has a single exon.